Neltuma alba is the source of this 1894-nucleotide messenger RNA. RefSeq names its product LEC14B homolog. Gene Ontology annotation, biological process: proteasome-mediated ubiquitin-dependent protein catabolic process. Gene Ontology annotation, cellular component: Cul4-RING E3 ubiquitin ligase complex. The record is from RefSeq and is a predicted model, not a curated record. The transcript has 11 exons. NCBI's taxonomy places the organism in Eukaryota, Viridiplantae, Streptophyta, Magnoliopsida, Fabales, Fabaceae. Bases 204 to 1664 code for a protein of 486 amino acids. Gene Ontology annotation, molecular function: protein binding.
UCACAGGAUGAAAUGAAGAGACUUUGACGAUUCGCCUGUUCCUUUAUUCAUUCUACAUAAGAGGCGCUUUGAAAAUUGAGAACGUGAAACUGAGUAAUUCUGGAGACGGAGUUAGGAUAUCUGAAUGGUGGCUGGAGCUUGGAAUUCCAAGGAUUGCGGAUUCGAAUCAGAAGUUGUAGACAGAAAGGAGCAAACACUAAACAAUGAGUAGGUUCGGCAAAGAGAUAGGUACUUGUGAUGAUGGUACUGUCAGUAAUGAAUCUUCUGCUAGUGGGUCAGCUAGAGAAAGAACGGUUUAUCUUGAUCAUGAAAUUGCACAACUCACUAAACUUAGGUCAAGCGCCCAUAAACUUUUUGGGUGUGUUGAGCCUGGUAGGACGAGGUUGCCAGUAUCAACUGUACGAAUGUUAGCUGGCAGAGAAGCUAAUUAUUCUGGACUUGGGAGAUUCUCAUCAAGAGAUGGUUGUCAUGUUCUAAGCCGCUAUUUGCCUACUAAUGGUCCUUGGCUGGUGGAUCGGAUGGAAAGCCGUGCCUAUGUUUCACAAUUUUCUGCUGAAGGAUCACUAUUUAUUGCUGGCUCUCAGGGAAGCCACAUUAGGGUCUAUGAUGUUGACAGGGACUGGAAGGUAGUGAAGGACAUUUCUGCUAGAAACCUGAGGUGGACGAUUACUGAUACAUCUCUUUCACCAGAUCAAUGCUACCUUGUUUAUGCUAGUAUGUCUCCUGUUGUCCAUAUUGUGAAUGUUGUCGGGUCUGCUACCGGACAAUCAAUAGCAAAUGUUACGGAAAUUCAUAAUAGUUUAGAUUUAUCUUCUGAUGAAGAUGAUGACGAAUUUGGGAUUUUCUCUGUCAAGUUUUCUACGGAUGGCCGAGAACUUGUUGCAGCUACUAGUGAUUCCUCAAUAUGUGUUUAUGAUCUUCGAGCUGAUAAGCUGAGCCUUAGAAUUCCUGCCCACGUGUCUGAUGUUAACACUGUCUGCUUCGCUGAUGAAUCUGGCCAUCUUAUAUAUUCUGGAAGUGAUGAUGGUUCCUGCAAGGUGUGGGAUAGGCGUUGCUUUGUCUCAAAAGGGCAACCGGCUGGAACAUUAGUGGGCCAUUUACAAGGCAUUACAUUCAUUGAUAGCCGUGGAGAUGGUCGUUAUUUAAUUUCUAAUGGAAAAGAUCAGACUACAAAAUUAUGGGACAUAAGGAAGAUGUCUUCUAAUGUUAUAAAUCCCGGGCUUCUAGAUGACGAUUGGGAUUAUAGGUGGAUGGAUUACCCCCAACAGGCAAGAAAUAUAAAACAUCCCCAUGACCAGUCAUUGGCAACAUAUAGAGGCCACUCAGUGUUGCGUACCUUAAUCCGCUGCUACUUUUCACCAUCGUACAGCACUGGACAAAAAUACAUUUACACUGGGUCCAGCGAUGGCUCUGUUUAUAUCUAUGACCUGGUGAGCGGAGCUCAAGUUGCAAAACUUGACCAUCACGAAGGACCUGUGAGAGAUUGUAGUUGGCACCCUGUGUACCCAAUGUUGAUCAGUUCCUCCUGGGAUGGUGACAUAGUCAGGUGGGAAUUUCCAGGGCGUGGCGAACCAAUCGCUCGACCAAACAGAAGAGCCUUAGCAGGAAGAGGCAGCAGAAUUGCAUUGCAUGCCUUGCUUGCUCAAGCCUAUUCUAUUCCCUAGAUGAUGUUUGUAUGGGUGUAUAAGGCCUCGGAAGAUGUAAAUCUAGUUUUUCAUUUGUCAUUUAUGUUCUUUAAAGCCUAAUGCCUAUAACUGCAAUUGAGCUUUUCCCGGUAUCUACUUGUGAAGGCUUUCUAUGAUUCUGUACAGGAGUGCCAUCAAACAAAAGAACAGGCUACCAGUGUAACCUAAUAGAUAAUAAUAUGAAGUUGUCAUAGGUUUAUAUUUCCCAA